AUGAUAUUGCCUAAUCGUGCACAUUGAUAUCUUUGAACCACUCUUCACUUUGUUUUUUCUCUGUUUGAUUCUUUUGUUGUUGUUGUUUUCUCAAAGGGGACCUUCUCCGUUCCUUAAAGGUCUUGAAGGCAACAAGAAUAGAUCACAGAUACAUCCACAGACACACACACACACACGCGCGCGCGCACAAGACUCUCUCAGACGAUCAACAACAGAUACAUUCUGAACACGCUCUCAAGAAGAAAAUGCCAAAGACAUCAUCAUCUGGGGAAAAAGCGAGGCUCCGAGCAGGCCCCGCCUCUGAUCCUCCUCCUACAUCUCUGACACCGACGACAAACAACCACGUCGGCGCCGACCAUGACGGUUCCAACUCCCAGCAUCUUCUUCAUCCUCAACAACAACAACAACACCCAAAUGACCUCCCUCCGUCUUACGACGUAAUAAACCCUCCCCUCCCGUCAAUACCCACCACCACCACCAUAUCAUCCUCAUCCUUACCGAUCCUCAGCCAAAAUCCGCUGGACGCCAUAUCUCGCCUGACUUCGAUCGACCUACCCAAGUACUGCGGCGUGUCCCAGGCCAAACUCUCGGCUUCGCACGACGCCCUCACGACGACCAAGCCUGAACUCUCCACCACCCAGUACGCCCUCAUGAGGUUCCUGAACGAGCAGGCCUCCCUACCGCCAAAACCCCUCAUGCUGAUCCAAGGAUCACACACCACGUCGAAUGGUACGACACAGGUCGAUUUUGACAUCACCUUGAAUCUCACGAGUCUUCUCGACCUUGAUGUACCGAGUACGAACGGUACGGCCCCGUCCAGCACUACCGCCACCACCACCACCGCUGCUACCACCCGAUUACAAGUCGACCCGUUUGAAUCGUCGAGUCCAACGACAAGUUCUUCCUCUACUUCCCACUUUAAGCGAUCUUCGCGAGGAAACAAUCAAUCAAUGACACCUCUUGAGCAGUGGGUGAAGAAAUUCAUCGACGAAAAGACUGAGAAUAAGAGUUUCUCACUACGCAGACAAAUCGUCAAUUUCCCCACCACCAUCCUCGAAGGCAUGGUCCGUACCCUCUUGGCCGCCACAAAGUACCGGGGCAAAGUUACGGUCGAGUUCCCCGUACAAUUUUCCGAGGUCGUCGUCCAACGCCAGUCGGGGAACUGGUUCACCAACAUCCUCCGCCUUUAUCCGACCAAAAAGUAUGAUGUCGCCCAGACGGUGUGGGACGUUUCGAGUAGUGGUAUCUCGAGGGACGAUGUCACGGCGACGAUGGCGUCGUCAUCAUCAUCAUCAUCUUCGACGCAACAACAACAACAACAACGACAAGGUCGAGCCGCUUUGGUGGCACAAGAGUGGUGGCGUGAAUGGCAGUACGCCAUAUGGAACGCGGUGCUCAAACGUCGGACCGGAUGGGUCACGGUCGAGGACUGGAUCGAGGCCAAAAUGGGGGUCAAGAUGCCCCAACCCAACAGGGAGUGGGGUGUCGAAGCGACCGGAUGGUGAAAAAAAAAUCCCCGGAAAAAAUGAACCCAGUCCUGUUCCACCACGACGACGACGACGACGACUUCAUUGUCACAUCACCUCGUAUACGGACCUAGUUAUGUAUUAGUGUGAUAUCCUCAAAACUCCUUCUCGCCAUUAUGGAGGGAGUUGGGACUCGUGUUCAGGUAUUGCGUAGAUUAUUUUUUGCAAGGGAGCUAGCUAGCUAUAUAAUUCUAC
Molecule: messenger RNA, 1721 nt
Organism: Exophiala oligosperma
Lineage: Eukaryota; Fungi; Ascomycota; Eurotiomycetes; Chaetothyriales; Herpotrichiellaceae
Exons: 3
Coding region: 246-1505 (419 amino acids)
Source: RefSeq, a predicted model, not a curated record